AUGUUUACUCAGGCUAGUCGCAACUAUCACGACAAUCACAGAUUUCACUACCAACAGGCUCAACCCAAUGACCGUAUAACAUCAAUUGCAACCAACGAGAUCCAACACCGAUAUCAACAACAACCACAACAGAUACAAUCUCCGGUAGCAAGAGAAAAUCGACAAUCUAAUAACUAUACCUAUUUGUCUCCAUCAACUGCAACCUCAUCUUCAUCUUCAUCUUCAUCCCUAUUUUCCGCUGACAACAACUUUCCUGAUCGUUGUGAAAAUGAAAACAGAAUCACCACCGAAGAAAACAAUAGCAGCAUUAGCAACAGCAACGACAGUGAGGAAAACUAUCAUUUGCAACAACGUUCAUAUUCACCACCAACACCAUGUCCUUCAAUAUGGAGCAACUUUGAUGCCAAACAUGUUCCUGAUAGUCAUGAAUUAUUACAAUUACUCGAACCUAACCCUGUUUUUCCUCCUGCUUAUGAUACUUUACCACCGGGUGGGUGUCCCAGGUUUCCCGUACUUCAACCUUUGUCGUCAUUUGAAGAAGCCAUCUAUACCAACCUACACUCCCCUCAACUUGCCUCUCCAACAACAACAAUAACUAACUCGUCAACGUUUUCUGCUGCCCCUUCAAAUUCACAAGAAACAACCGAGACACUCCCGCCAUCAUACUCGCCGUCCAUAUACAAAAUUGGAGUUGUUUCAAGGAAAGUGGAAUGGGUGAACCCCUAUGAGAUGUCCACCAAUCGAAGUUGGAAAUAUCUUAUUUGUGAAUUAAAUUCAACUCAGUUAAACUUUUACAAUAUUCCACCAAGUUAUGAAGAGAAGAUAUUGGAUUUUGUCUCCAAGGAUAAGAAGUUAUCUUCAUUUCAAAACACUACCAGGCGCAUUCCAGCUAAUGAUUCUAUAUUAACCAAUGAUUUUGAUCACCAGUUUUACGAUUUUGUCAAGAAUCAGGGCUUGCUUGAAGAUUUGUCUACUGGAUCUAAGAAAAAAGGUUUAGUUAGAACUUAUUCGCUACAAUAUGCUAGGAUAGGAUUGGCUACUGAUUAUCAGAAAAGGGUUAAUGUAUUGAGGUUAAGAAUCGAAAGUGAACAAAUUUUGUUACAUUUUGAAAACACCCAAGAUUUAAUUGAUUGGAAUAUGCUGCUUACUGUGGGUAAGGAUAUUGCUAUAGAUGUUAAUGAACGGGAAUUACCCAAGUAUAGAACUGUGCCAAGGCGAAGAAGAAGAGGCAACAGAAGAAACAGAAGCACAGGAGGCGUCAAUGGAGGAUAUGCUAAUCACUCCGCCUCAAAUUCACCAACAGCCCAUUUCUCCCGUUACAACCCAACAACCGAACAAUUUGCAAACACAAAGAAUAUGUUCAAAUCAGUCUCAGAUGCAAAUAAAAUCAAAGGUAGAUUUAACAAACUCAGAUCCAAAUUUUCGUCAUCUAGAUUGAGAAGCAGCUCGUCUCCAUCACCAGCGACACCCAGUGGUAAUCUUGGAUCUAAUGAGGACUCUCGUACAAGAUUCAGAUCUGCAACUAACUUUUCCGAGCGACAAGAUUGCAGCAACAACGUAGCGGAGCAGAAUUAUCUGUAUCAAUCACAAGGAGGUGAAUAUUCGUUAGCUGCAGGUAGAAACCAUCAAUCCAAUCAUAACUUCAAUUAUGGCAGCUCAUAUGCCAACAGUUUUGAAGACGAUGAGGACGAUGUUGAAGAUUACGAUGAAGAGUUCAACGAGGUUUUGAGGAGAUCUAGACAUGAAACGCUGGCACUGACAUUAACUCCACAAGGUGCUGUUGAAGAUGAUCAGGAGGAUAUUCAAAGUAUGUCAGAUUUACGUUUAGAUGAGGAUGAAGAGGAUGGGUCAGGAGAAGGUGAAGAACAAGGUGAAGAUGAGGAAGACGAAGGAGAAGACACAGAAAACGGGUUCAUUUCUAUGGCAAGAAGUCGUGGUAUUUUUGCAAUUGAUGCCCCUGAACGCAAAACACGUUCCAACAUUGCUGGAGGCGAUGAUUACAAAUGGAAUCCAUGUCCAAAUGAGGGAUACAGUAAACGCAGGUAUUAUCGUAAUUGUUUGCGUUGUAUAAAACCCCUCACAAUGGAGGAUUCAUGGGUUUACAAGCCACUAGUGAAGCCUACUCCAUUUUCACCAUUGAAUGUUGCUUAUCUUAAAGCAGUUAAAUAUGCAGGACCAAAUGGUGAAGUCUUAGCAUCGGCUUCAGUAUCAGUUCCAAAUUCUGGUGUUUCUUCAUCGAGUGCCAGCAUUACAUCACUGUACCGCAAGAAUGGAGGUGGUGGUGGAGCUGGACUUAACACAACAUUGAUGUUACCUGAUACUGCAUUGACUAAAUUGCCUAAUCACUUUUUGAAGGAGUUUUGUGUUGGACCACAUGGAUUGGUUCCCAAGGAGAUCAUAUAG
Molecule: messenger RNA, 2403 nt
Organism: Lodderomyces orthopsilosis Co 90-125
Lineage: Eukaryota; Fungi; Ascomycota; Pichiomycetes; Serinales; Debaryomycetaceae
Exons: 1
Coding region: 1-2403 (800 amino acids)
Source: RefSeq, a predicted model, not a curated record